UGCGUGUGAUAAGAUUCCUCUUGCUUAUAUAAAAAACUGUUAUUUCUCUCCCUCUGUUUUGAGUGCAAAAUCAAGGGGUUGCCGGUGGAAACGACGCGCUCGUUGAGGGCCAAGGAAGGAAGGAGGAAGAGAGAGAGAGAGAUAAAAAGGAGAAUCUGCUUCAAAGUUUCAAACUUUCCCGUCUCAUAUCUAAUCCCCAAUUUCUCUCUUCUGCUCUAGGUUCCUUCCUGUUCUCUUAGGAUUCUUGUGGUCUGUUCAAAGCGUCAUGGCAUCGAAGCGGAUUUUGAAGGAACUCAAGGAUUUGCAAAAGGAUCCACCCACUUCUUGCAGUGCAGGUCCUGUAGCUGAAGACAUGUUUCAUUGGCAAGCAACACUCAUGGGCCCUUCCGAUAGCCCUUAUGCGGGAGGUGUAUUUUUAGUUAGUAUUCAUUUUCCUCCAGAUUAUCCUUUCAAGCCCCCUAAGGUUGCAUUUAGGACCAAGGUUUUCCAUCCAAACAUCAAUAGCAAUGGGAGCAUUUGUCUUGAUAUCCUAAAAGAACAGUGGAGUCCAGCCCUAACCAUUUCCAAGGUUCUGCUCUCGAUCUGCUCGUUGUUGACUGAUCCAAACCCUGAUGACCCACUUGUUCCGGAGAUUGCACACAUGUAUAAGACUGAUCGGGCAAAGUACGAAGCGACAGCACGUGGCUGGACCCAGAAGUAUGCCAUGGGAUGAUGGUGGUUAGUGUGUAAUACGUAUUGGCUUUGGUACGAUGCCAUAUAUGUGUUAAAACCUUCAUAUAUUUUGAUUUGGAUUUGAAUUAUGUGGACAUCUUAUAUGAAAGGCAUUUCCUAAAACUUUCAUGCUUAUAAAUGGAGGAUUAUGGUUUGACGAUAAAA
Molecule: messenger RNA, 876 nt
Organism: Gossypium arboreum
Lineage: Eukaryota; Viridiplantae; Streptophyta; Magnoliopsida; Malvales; Malvaceae
Product: ubiquitin-conjugating enzyme E2-17 kDa
Exons: 5
Coding region: 266-712 (148 amino acids)
Biological process (GO): protein polyubiquitination
Cellular component (GO): nucleus
Molecular function (GO): ubiquitin conjugating enzyme activity
Source: RefSeq, a predicted model, not a curated record